Molecule: messenger RNA, 1230 nt
Organism: Alosa sapidissima (American shad)
Lineage: Eukaryota; Metazoa; Chordata; Actinopteri; Clupeiformes; Clupeidae
Product: GTPase IMAP family member 7-like
Exons: 2
Coding region: 1-1230 (409 amino acids)
Molecular function (GO): GTP binding
Source: RefSeq, a predicted model, not a curated record
AUGUUGCUGAACCUUAGGAUUGUACUGGUGGGUAAAACUGGAUCUGGAAAGAGUGCAUCAGGAAACACCAUCGUGGGAGAAAAUGUCUUCAACGAAAGUGCAGAUAUUAUAUCUGCCACUGACACCUGUAAAAAGGGUAGUAGAGAGGUAGCUGGGAGGAAGAUCACAGUGAUCGACACUCCAGGAGUGUUCGACACAAACAUAAAAGAUCAAUUUAAAAGUGAUAUAAAGAAGUGUGUAGAUAUGUCCCUUCCCGGUCCUCAUGUCUUCCUGCUGCUGAUCAGACUGGGUGUGAGAUUCACAGAGGAGGAGAGGAAUGCAUUGAAAUGGAUCCAGGAGAACUUUGGGGGAAGAGCUGCACAGUUCACCAUGGUGCUCUUCACUCAUGUUGAUCAGCUGAAAGGAAAGCAACUGGAAUAUGUUGUAAAGCAUCCUCAAAUUCAAGACAUCAUCAACACAUGUGGUGGUGUAUAUCAUGCUUUCAAUAAUGACAACAAAGAUGACAAGACACAAGUGAAGGAGCUGCUGGAGAAGAUUGACACCAUGGUGGAAAAGAAUAGUGGCGAAUACUACACAAAUGAGAUGUACCAGGAGGCUCAGAGAGAGGAGGAGGAGAGAAAGAGACGGGAGGAGGAAAGGGAAAGAAAUGAGUAUGAGGAAAAUAUCAGAGUAGCAGCUGAAAAGAGAGCCAAUGAAGAGAGGAAAAAGAGAGUAGCAGCUGAAAAGAGAGCCAAUGAAGAGAUGGAAAAGAGAAAGAAGGUAGGAAAACAGUUGAGGAUAACAGUAGGAGGAUUUGGGGGGGCAGUUGGGGGGUGGUGUGCGGGAGGACCUGUAGGAGCAGUUGGAGUAGGAAUAGUAGGAUUAGGAGCAGGAGUCAGUGCAGCAUACAUGGACAAUAUCAUUGAAACUGCAGAUUAUAUGAAAGAUAAAAGCAAGACAAUUAUAGGAGCAGUUGCUGGAGGUGUUGGGGGAGCAGAGGGAGGAGCAGCAGGAGGUGCAGUUGGGGGAGCAUUGGGGGGAGCGAUGGUGGGAGCUGUUGUAGGAUCAGUCGUAGCAGGACUUGCUGGAGCGAAAAUAGGAGCAGCUAAAGGAGCAACAGUAGGAGUAGUUGCAGGGGUCGUAGGUGGUGUUGCUGUUGGGGGAAUAGUGGGUAGAUAUGGUGGCAGAGAUAUAGAAGAGUUAGAGUUCACAAACAUCAUAGAUGACACUAACACAAAGAAAACAGAUUGA